AUGGACGAUUUCAACAACGACGGUUCUCGUUACUUUCAGUGGGACGAACUAUACUCGCCAAAUACCCCAAAUACUGGUCUUGAAGACUGGGAGAGUAAUGGCUCCCGUUCUGAUUACAGCAGUUCGCCACACCCGGGCUAUCAACAAUUCGCUACUCCCAGCCCGGUAAUGGAGCCAGCAACUAUCCAGGUUCCAGAUCCACAGGGGCCCUACUUCGACCUAUCAACCAUCAAUGCCCAAUUGCCACAGCUUUUGGCGCAAUUGCAGAGCCCGGCCGCUCAGCAAGCGCUUUACAAUAUCGUUCAGCAACUUCCUUACGGC
This is a messenger RNA of Acaulospora colombiana, 321 nucleotides long. The record is from the annotation of a GenBank genome assembly. Lineage: Eukaryota; Fungi; Glomeromycota; Glomeromycetes; Diversisporales; Acaulosporaceae.